Molecule: messenger RNA, 465 nt
Organism: Eublepharis macularius
Lineage: Eukaryota; Metazoa; Chordata; Lepidosauria; Squamata; Eublepharidae
Exons: 1
Coding region: 1-465 (154 amino acids)
Source: RefSeq, a predicted model, not a curated record
AUGCUUAUCUAUACGGCGGAUAAGGAAUCACAUGUUGAACUGGUCCGGAAAGUGCUAAGCACCCUAAUCAAGCAUAAGUUGCCUGUCAAACUGUCCAAGUGCGAAUUUCACAAGGAGGAAUUGGAUUACCUGGGCUACCGUAUAUCUAGUCAAGGACUAAAAAUGGACCCAGCUAAGGUACAGGCACUGGAGAGUUGGGAAGCACCCCAAACGAGAAGGCAAUUGCAAUCUUUCCUGGGAUUUGCCAAUUUCUAUAGACCGUUUAUAGAAAACUUCACCCAAAUAGCUCUGCCUGUGACAGACUUAUUAAAAACCAAGGGAAAGGGGGGACAAGAGAAAAGCCCCCAAGCCAAAUUACAAUGGACUCCAGAGUGUCAGCAAGCGUUUGAGAAGCUGAAAGUAAAAUUCGUCUCAGAGCCCAUGCUGCAGCACUCAGAUGAAAACCGAUGUGAUCAAAUUAAUUAA